AUGCCUUUCGCAGAGCUCUCUGCCGCACGCCCUGCUGACUGCCAUGGCCCACCGCCCGACAAGGUCGUCGUCAUCAUCAUCAUCGUCAUCGUCAUCAUUAUCAUCGUCAUCGUCAUCAUUGUCAUCGUCAUCGUCAUCGUCAUCGUCAUCGUCAUCGUCAUCGUCAUCGGCCGUGGCACUCAGUACGGCAAGUCCGUAAAGGUCGCCCCGCCUACCGCUCUGCUGCCGGCGAGUCUUACGCUUGAUCCGGUCGUCGCCACCCUGGCCUGGCGAACGGUACCACUGGCGGCGGUGGCGGCGGUGCGCAAGUCUGACUCGGCGGUUAGUCUUGUGCUUGAUCUGCUGCCUGGCCUGCUGCAGGCAGAGCGCGAUGUGGUGGCCGAGGCGGCGGCAGUGGCCGACAACACCAAGGUGAUCUCACGGGUGGUCACGACCGACAACGCCAGGCGGGUGUUUCUGCUGGCGGCCAAGGCCGGCGCGGUCUUGGUCGUCCGCCGCAUGCUCGACGACGCAACCGGCGACGCCGAGUGGGCCGACGGCAGCGUGCUUGUCGACAUUGCCCGCGCCGGACACACCAAGGUCAUCGACGCCCUUGUCUCCGAGUCGCGGUUCCGCGUCGAGCGGUUUGGUGCGGCGGCGACAGCCGCCGCCAUCCGCGCCGGCCACGCCAGCAUCGUCUCGCUGCUCCUCACCACCGCCCGCGGGCCCAUUGACCGCGCCCUCUUCACCCGCGCCUACCUCGCCGCCGCUGCAGCCGGUCACACCGCCGUCGUCCGCCAGGUACUCCACUUCCGCAUCGUGAAUCCGAGCGCCAAGGACAACGAGGCCAUCGUCUCUGCGGCGGCGGGUGGUCAUCUCGAAAUUGUCAAGCUCCUCGCGGCACACAAGGCGAUCAACGUGGCAGCGAGCAAGUGCCGCGCGCUCCGGAGCGCUGCUGCCCUCAACAAGACCGCCUCCGUCUUCAAGUUCCUUCUCUACCACGAGUCGGCGGACCUCUCCCUUGCCAAGUCGAUCCUCGCGCACGCGGUCAAGCACGGCAGCGACGCCAUCCUGCGCAUCCUAAUUGGCCACCCCGACGUCCAACUUGGAUACAUCGACCUCCGCGACGCCUGUCUCGCCGCCGCCCGUGCCAACCAGCCGGGCGCCCUCAUCGCCCUCCUGUCACACGCCGAGAUCCCGGGCGCACAGAUGCGCGCCUUCUUUGCUGCCGCCGAGGCUGGCGCCGCCGACGUCCUCACCGCCCUCCUCGCCCGGCCUCACUCGCCGCAAGUGGCUACCGAGGCGCUGGCGGUGGCGGUGGCGGUGGGCGUCUCGCAGCUCGCUGCCGCCCGUGCCCUCCUCGCCGAGCCGGACCUCGACCUGGCGCCGUUGCAGGCCAAGGUGGUGGCGGUAGCGGUCGAGGCCGGCGACGAUGCCCUCUGCCAGGCGCUCGUCGCGCACCCGCAGUUUGAUCCGACCACUGGCCCGAUCCUGCAGCAGAUUGCCUCGUCCCGCAAGCCGCUGCUCGGUGCGCUGGCUGAUCUCCUGCGCCAUCCAGCGUGCGACGUACGGCCGGCGUCGAGCAAGCUCGUCCAGCUUGCGGUGGAGAGUGGGCGCCUCGACGUGGUCGGCGUCCUCCUGCGCGACGAGCGGAUAGACGUGACUAUGGCCCGGUACGCGCCGUUCAAGAUGGUCAUCAACACAUGGAGCGUGGCGCUGUUCAAGGUGCUGCUUGCGCGGCGUGAUGUGUCGCCGGCCGCGCUCGACAACUACGCGGUGUGCGCGUGCGCCGAACGCGGGCUUGUCGAGCUCGUCAGCCUCCUUCUCGACGACGGGCGGGUGGACGCCGGCGCGCGGCAAAACCUCCCGAUCCGUGCUGCGGCGAGUGGCGGAUACACGGCGGUGGUGGAGCGGCUGCUGAGGGCACCGGGCGUCGAUCCGGCGGCCAUCGACAACUUUGCGCUGAGGAAGGCCGUCGCCCGCGGCCACGCCGACACGGCGCUGCUCCUUCUUGCCUCGCCACGCGUCAAACCGAGCCUGGAGGUGGCGGCGCUGGCGCUGCGGCUAGCAGCCGAUGCCGGCGAGGACCGCCUCGUUGCGCAGCUCAUCAGCAUCCCGGGCAUCGACGUGACGGCCAGCGACAACGCGGCGCUAGUUGCAGCGCUGGCGGGCAAUCAUGCAGAGGUAGUGCGGCUGCUGCUGUCUGCGCCUGGGAGCGCGCCUGGCGCGAUAGGCACCGAGGCGGUGAUCACGGCAGCACGGGCCGGGUGGACGCCGCUGCUCAAGGUGCUGCUCGCCGACGGGCGGUGCGACCCGACAACGCAGGACGGCGCGGCGCUGGUGGGUGCGGCGAGGGCCGGGCGGACGCCUGCAGUGGUAGCGCUGCUGGAGGACGGGCGGGUGGAUGUGGCGGCGGUGUCGGGCGCGCUGAUGGCGGCGGCGGUGACCAAGCCUGUCAUGCUGGCGGCGGUCCUGGCGCAUCCGGCCAUCGAUCCCGGAGUGGCGAACAACGCGGCGGUGAAGACAGCGGCGGCGGGCGAGUACCUCGGCUCGUUGGCGCUGCUCCUCGCCCACGCCAAGGUUGAUCCGGGCGUCGACGACAAUGCGCCGCUGCGACGGAGCGCCAAGGCCGGCGCGUACUCUGUGGUGGAGAUGCUGGCGGCCGACGAGCGGGUGGAUCCUGCGGCGGGCAACCACGCGGUGCUGCGGCAGGCGGUGCGCCAGUACGACGUGCGGCUCUUUGCCAUUGUCACCGCCUCGCCGCGCUUUGAUCCCUGCGCCAAUCGCGGCGGCCUGCUGUACCACUUGCUCCGUAUGGGCGCCGCCGCCGACCAUCUUGUCGACCAGAUCAUCGCGAUGCCGCCGCACGCGGUCGACUACACCUCGCCAGACAACCGGACGCUUGUCACCGCUGCCGCCAAGGGAAAGCUGGCUGUGGUGGAGGCAUGCGUGGCGGCGGCCGAUGUCGAUCCGGCGGUGCCGGGCAACGCCGCCAUCACCGCAGCCGCCCGCGGCGGACACAUCGACGUUGUCCGCUUGCUCUUUGCUCAACAGUCGGUCGUCGACGCCGCCAAGGCCGAAACCGACUUUGCCACCCUGAACACUGCCACAGCCGCCCAGGCGUCGAACACGGGCCUGGUUGGGGGCAUCUGCGGCAUUGUCCAUGCGCUCAACCACGCCCUCGGCAUCCAGCCCCUCUCGCAGCCGUACCACGAGCACAUGCGCCCGGAGCUCUACCACUACAUCGAGCGUGAGGUCGGCACGUCCGAGGCGGACGAGGCUCCCGUGGCAAUGGAUGUUGUCGUUGUCGAUGACACGGCUGUGGCCGCCGUCCGGGACGAGAGCUCGGACUGGAACCUCUGCAGCCUCGCGGCGAAGCCCGGCACGCCGGUCACGGUCAUGGUCCCGUACGCCCGCCCGCUGCUGGACUCGUCGUCCAGCGAGCCGGCAGAGGAGGAGGAGGAGGAGGAGGAGGAGGAAGAAGAAGAGUCGAGGUCCGAAGAGGACGCGAUGGUGGACGAGGAAGAGGUGGCGAGGAUGGCGAUAGACGCGAUGCAGACGCUGCAGAUGACCACGGCGCAGCUCGCGCAGCUCGCGCAGGAGAGGCAGACGCAGCAGGCGAGGCGACGGGCCAGCCGCGGAUCGGUUGAUGUCGUGGAUCUCCUCACCCCACCGUAAAUGGGAGUCCACAUGCACUCCACGUGCAUAUGGUUUGGUAAAAACUGCUGCUGCA
Molecule: messenger RNA, 3712 nt
Organism: Thecamonas trahens ATCC 50062
Lineage: Eukaryota; Apusomonadida; Apusomonadidae
Exons: 3
Coding region: 1-3657 (1218 amino acids)
Molecular function (GO): protein binding
Source: RefSeq, a predicted model, not a curated record